Topomyia yanbarensis is the source of this 2388-nucleotide messenger RNA. RefSeq lists its product as uncharacterized. The record is from RefSeq and is a predicted model, not a curated record. The transcript is spliced from 5 exons. Bases 172 to 1944 code for a protein of 590 amino acids. Lineage: Eukaryota; Metazoa; Arthropoda; Insecta; Diptera; Culicidae.
UGCAAUCGCAUUAUAUUUAUGUGAUUCAUUUGAAAAUGAAGUGAAGACACUGUGAAUUUAAUCAAUUUGUACCAUAACUUCUACGUGAUUAUCAUAUACAUUCGAAAACGUUAACUUUCGGCAAGUAUUUUUUUGUUAUAUGAUUUUCCAGUGUGCAAAAAACGAACUAAGAUGGCGGAAGCAAGUCGAGCGUUUGAUGUUCUGUUGGCAGAUUUAGGUUUCUCGGACAACUUACUGGAUGUAUUUUCACAAUGUGGUCUUAAUCUUCACCGAUUGUGCACAGUUUCAUUCGAGGAUUUGAAGGAGCAUUUAAAACCGACAGCGGCAGGUGGAACAAAGUGGAAAUACGGAGUUCUCUACGAUAUGAUCGAUACCUGGCGGGAGCGAAAUCAAUUAACUAUUUCGUCGUUUUUGAACGCUUCAUUAGCUGCAGAAGAAGUUGGUAAAACCGUCUGUAAAGAAGAGCUUGUCAUUACGGAUGCAACGGAGCACGGAAGCUCGCGAUCGACGCUGUUGAUUCAAGAGGAAGCGGACGUUCCGAUCGAAUUAGAGGCUGAGGAAAUUCAAGAAGUCGAAAACCCACUUGUCGAACUCAAUCGCAUCCUAUCGCAGGAUAAUGAUACCGAUUCGCUAGAUACAACUGAAGACGUGCCACUACUUGAACAGUUCCCAAUCGCCGAAGAGGACGAGGAGGAUAUCGGUUUAGAAGAUUGCAAUGAGCCAGAAAGGAAUCCAUACACCACGGAAGACCCAGCAGUUCCACUAACUCCCUCAGUACUAUUGUUCCUUUUAAACAGUACUGAAGAAGGAAAAGAGAUCGUAGCAAGAGCUAAAGACGGAGAGCUUUCCGAGCCUAAGCAGUUACAACUUGCUGGUGUAAUCGCUCGCUUUCAUUUGAACCGAUACAAGAUCACGCGUAAAGAACAUUUGGAAAAUUACUGUCGUGUAAUUACAACUCUUUUUUCGCACGAAAAAACUGAAAACUAUUACAUUCCUAGAGGUGGCGAUCGCAAAAAUUUUGGAGGUAAAGUUGCUAAUAAAAUUAGCAACUUAAAGCAAAAAAAGCGAAAGUCGGAUGCGAAAGAACAAGAACACUCGAAGAAAAUUAAGGCCACAGGAAAAAUUGAUUCGCUGCUAGACCCAGAAUCACAAGCAGCAAAUGCAUGGUUGAAAUUAAAUACGGAACCAUGGUCAACGGUACUCGAAAUGUGGUCAAAAAGCUUCAAUUGUCGUAAACAGUACCUCAUGAACAAAAUCCAAACUAAGCAGCUUCUUACAUUGUUCGAGCACUAUAAAUCGAAACAUGGGUAUCAACUUUUGGAUAUUGAUUUUAAUCUCAAAGGCAUUGGUUCAACGAGCGGGUCAGAAAAAUUGGAAAGCUUGAAGGCGGGUUUAAUUACGUACAUCUCAAAAAAAGGUCUGGACCCAUCGGUAGACGGAUUGAUAUCUCUAUUGAUCGACAGCAACGCAUCUGACGAUUCCAAAUUAUGUGCGCUUUUGCUUGGACUUCAGACGGUUCUGUCACCGAUAGCGGCAGGAUUGCAUUUUAAACCCACCAUUGUAGUUGCACAAGACGAUACUAUUUUAUUCGUGGAGUCAGUUGAAGAUAUUCGUUCGAAAAUUCAAGCUGUAUAUGCAUCUUAUGCAGAACGCCACUUACCGGUUGCACCAAAACUUGUGUUUUUAGGUUCGGGCUACAAACAGGUCACUGGUAGAUUUUUUGUAUGCUACGACGACGUUAUUUUGUAUGAGCUACCCUCAGCAUCAAGAGCACUGGAUGUUUUGGUAAAGCUAACAGCUGUAUUCGAUCUGCCAUAUGCAAAGCUUUCAAAACUUCUUUGGCAUUUUUUGAGUUCUUAUGUAUACGGAAUAGAGAAACGAGAAACAUAUGCCAACAUCAGCAAAUUAACAGCAUAUUUGAAUAAUUUGGGGACAAAAUGUUAAUUCAUUGUAUGUUACCAGAUUGCGUCGCUAGUUUUACCGGUUGCGAGCCAUAUUUGGACCAUCUAAAGAAUUUCCAUCGAACGCCAGUAUCUUACAAAUAUGUGUGUACAAUGCCACGUUGUCCUCAAAUAUUUUCCAAAUUUUAUCCUUUUAAAAAACACAUUUCAAACCAUCCGGAAUUCCGUCUAAAUGUUCAUGUUCCGUAUGCUAAAAUUAUCAACCAAAUCCCCGAAACCAUUGGCGAAUCGUUCCAGGCGCGAAGAAAGAAGUUGAGGGUAGAUAACGUUAGCGAAGGUCGUCAAAUUACAAAGAAUAGUCCAAUCUUGCACCACACUCACGCAUUUGAACCAGCAGCUGCAGCAUUAACUUUAAAUUUACAUGCAAGAAAUAAUAUUACUAGAUCUAAUGUGUAUGAUAUUCAAGCUGAAAUCAGUCGAUUGUUGA